CUUUACAACCCUCAGCAAGUGAUUUUGUUUGUUUUUUUGUGCAUACUUCCACGCUGCAAGUACCCGAGAAGCAUCCCUGACAACGCCAAUCUCCUGCAACCACCCACACAGAAGCGAAUCGGUACUCUAUCAGACUGUCAACAUGGCUGAGAAGCUUUACAUCACAUACAAUGAUGUCCACAACCUCUGCAAAGAGUCUGCGGAACACAUCCUCGCCAACUUCCAGCCUCAGCUGAUGAUUGCGAUUGGCGGCGGCGGCUACGUCCCUGCGCGCAUCCUGCGAUCCUUCCUCAAGAAAACCGGCAGCCCCAACAUCCCCAUCCAGGCCAUCGGUCUCUCUCUCUACGAGCAGCUGUCCACGGACAAUGUGGUCGAGGAGCCUGGCAAGAAGGUCACCCGCACCCAGUGGCUCGACCUCACCAGCCUCGGCGAGAUGAAGAACCUGAUUGGCAAGAAGAUCCUCAUCGUUGACGAGGUCGACGACACCCGAACCACCCUCGAGUACGCCGUCAAGGAGCUGGAGAAGGAUGUCGAGCUGGCGAGGCAGAAGCUGGGAGUUGAUGGCAAGACCGAGUUUAGCAUUUUUGUGUUGCACAACAAGGAAAAGCAGAAGAAGGGCACGCUCCCUCAGGACAUGAUGGACAGCGGUCGAUAUCUGGCUGCGCGUACUGUCGGCGACGAGUGGAUCUGCUACCCGUGGGAAGCUGACGACAUAGAGGAGCAUGAUGAGCUCGCGCGACAGGCCAAGACCAAGCAGGCCAACGGCAGGGCAUGAUCACUGUACAAGGGUCAACUACAUCGACAUACCUCAGACGGCCAUCGACAUCACUGCAAAGUGACACCCCAAUAAGGGUGUAAAUUCCUGGUUUCCCCAGAGCGCGACCGAACCGCGUAGCCAGUCUUGGGUCCCCAACGCCUGUGUUCACUGGCCCGCCUGAUCAGUGCUUUUGUUUCGCCAGUGCGGUAUGUUUUGAUACCACCGAGUAGACUCGAAGACGCAACAAGCCGCCCUAAGGCAGCCAUCCUUUGGCAAUUGGGUUUCGAAACAAACAAGUAGCGAGGGGAAAAGCGACAAUAAAAUCUAGAGGCUAUCUUCGAAGCCUACCUCUUGGUGAGGUACAUAUACAGAGGCGGGUGGCAAAUUGAAACAAAAGAAGAAAUUUAUUCCCAGCUUUGUAUUCACUUCA
Molecule: messenger RNA, 1187 nt
Organism: Cryphonectria parasitica EP155
Lineage: Eukaryota; Fungi; Ascomycota; Sordariomycetes; Diaporthales; Cryphonectriaceae
Product: xanthine phosphoribosyltransferase 1
Exons: 3
Coding region: 143-775 (210 amino acids)
Biological process (GO): GMP salvage; IMP salvage; hypoxanthine metabolic process
Cellular component (GO): cytoplasm
Molecular function (GO): hypoxanthine phosphoribosyltransferase activity
Source: RefSeq, a predicted model, not a curated record